Stegastes partitus (bicolor damselfish) is the source of this 755-nucleotide messenger RNA. RefSeq names its product guanylyl cyclase inhibitory protein. The coding region runs from base 1 to 612 and encodes 203 amino acids. NCBI's taxonomy places the organism in Eukaryota, Metazoa, Chordata, Actinopteri, Pomacentridae. The record is from RefSeq and is a predicted model, not a curated record. The transcript has 5 exons. Gene Ontology annotation, molecular function: calcium ion binding.
AUGGGCCAAGCUGCUACUCUGCCUUGCAGGAGAGGAGAGUCUUAUGUUACAGAGCUGUACGAGUGGUUCAGAAAGUUUAUCAAUGAAUGUCCAAGUGGGCUGAUCACUCUUCAUGAGUUUCAAAGGCAUUUCUGUGACGGAACUGUGGGCAGUGAGUCAGCUGAGUAUGCAGAGCAGAUUUUCCGCACGUUGGACAACAAUGGGGAUGGGGUGGUGGACUUCAGAGAAUACGUCGUGGCCAUCAGCAUGCUCAUUGAAGGCUCAGCCGUUGAGAAGCUGUGCUGGUCAUUCAAGCUCUACGACAAAGACAGAGACGGAGCCAUUACAAAGGGCGAGAUGCUGGAAAUCAUGCAGGCUGUUUCUAAGAUGAGUGUAGCUGCUGCUUUAACCAAACCCAACCCACUCACAGCUGAAGAAUGCACCAACAGGAUAUUUGUGAGAUUAGAUAAAGACAAUAACGCCAUCAUCACUCUGGAGGAGUUCAUAGAGGGAGCGCUGGAUGAUGAUUGGAUCAGAGAGAUGCUGGAAUGUGACCCCAGCACGGUGAAGGUGGAGAGGCCCUUGAGGAGGGACAGCGCUUUGGGGACUGAUGGUGAACCUGAAGUGGGGUAGUCCUGUACUCGCUGGGUGGGGAGGAAUGAACCGUUGUUUCCUGAUUUCUUCAUGUUGUUUCAUGAAUUCUUUCUUUGCUGGAUGACUUCAUAGUUUUUUGAUCAUUUCGAUUAUCCUCUUAAAAUAAAUGAGAUUUGACAUGA